Molecule: messenger RNA, 2103 nt
Organism: Anopheles marshallii
Lineage: Eukaryota; Metazoa; Arthropoda; Insecta; Diptera; Culicidae
Product: protein Fe65 homolog
Exons: 12
Coding region: 1-2103 (700 amino acids)
Biological process (GO): regulation of DNA-templated transcription
Cellular component (GO): cytoplasm; nucleus
Molecular function (GO): amyloid-beta binding; transcription factor binding
Source: RefSeq, a predicted model, not a curated record
AUGUUGUCAGGUGAUAUUUUGAUCCGUCAACCUUUGAGUGUGGCCUUGCUGCCGCCACCCUCAUUAAUAGAGUUUUGUAAAAUUAUGGCGGCAAUUGCAACGCUAGCCAAUCAGCAAAAUAUCGACGAUGAUGACAUUUUCCUAGAAAAUGGUCUUUUGAGCUACGAAAACCCCAACUAUCAUAUGGAUCCCCAGCGAUUGGAACGCAAUUCACAUUUGUACGAGGAGAUCAUUUCGGAAUUGCAACAGCAGGGAACUCUCCGACCGAUCGCGGGCGUACAGAAUGGUUCACAAAUGAUCAGUAACAAUCGCAAAGGCUACGGAGUGCUCGACCUUGGCACGAUGGGUGUAGACCUGAAGAGUGGUCCAGAUGGAAGUUCCCCAAAGGAAAAGAAAACGUUGCUUAGUGAUACGUCUCCAAACGAGUCGAAAACACAGAAGGAUCAAGAACCGGAACAUGGUGAAAAAACGCACGAGAUUCAACACAUUCCUGGGACAUUAAAUUCGGACGACCUGUACGCAUUACCGAACAAGAGGAAACAGUCGGAUGUGGGAGAAGUGCCACCGGAAGAGGAUGACGCGGAUGACGAAGAGCUCGAUAGGGACGGGUUGGAUGGCGAAGAGAAAGGAAAACGAGAGGACAUCGAAGCCAUUGAGGAUAAGGACAAAACGAAAGAUUUACCACCGGGUUGGGAGAAACACGAAGAUAACGGAGGUGCGUACUACUGGCAUAUCAAGUCGGGUACCAUCCAGCGUGAACCACCACUGUGGCCAAAGGACUCGACCAGUAGAGAAUUGAAAACGCCCAGCAUUCCCAUACCGCGAAGUAUACAGAAUUCCUCCUUCACUCAAGCCUUGAACAACCUGUACGGCAAUCCCAAGGAUGGUACUGUUGGUGCAAGCGGCAACAGUAAAUCCGCCCUAUACGACAGUAUGACAUCGUCCGUGACUAGAAGCAGUACCAGCUCGGCAUUGGAUCAGGAAGACGAACGACGCCGUCGGGAGGAUGUUGCGUUAAAACGACGAAGCUUUCCUUUGAAAUCGGAUACGGAUAGACCAAUUCGGUUUGCGGUGCGUUCGCUCGGUUGGGUGGAAAUUGCGGAAGAAGAUUUGACACCGGAGCGAUCAUCGAAAGCCGUUAACAAAUGCAUCGUUGAUUUGUCACUCGGGCGGAAUGAUAUGUUGGACGUGGUUGGCCGUUGGGGCGAUGGCAAAGAUUUGUUCAUGGAUCUAGAUGAAGGGGCGCUAAAGUUGAUAGAUCCGGAAAAUUUGACAAUAUUAAACUCACAGCCAAUUCACACGAUACGUGUAUGGGGCGUAGGACGUGAUAAUGGCCGUGAAAGGGACUUUGCAUAUGUGGCACGGGAUCGUCUUACCAGAAUACACAUGUGUCACGUGUUUCGCUGUGAAACUGCUGCCAGAACGAUUGCAAAUACGCUCAGAGAUAUUUGUAAACGGAUAAUGAUCGAACGUUCCCUCCAACUGGACACAAAUGGAUCCAACAUGAACAGCACACGAUGCGCCAUACGUCCCACUGAUCUACCGACUGAGAACAGACGCUGGAUACGACAUCCACAAUCAUUCCCAACCCCGAUGGAAGAACCGAAGAAAGUAUUACGAGCACAGUACGUGGGAUGUGCGGAAGUAAGUCAGCCGACCGGUAUGGACGCAUUGAAUGAUGCUAUCGAUAAAUUGACUUCCUGCACGCCAUCCGAAAACUGGGACUAUGUAAACGUUGCUGUAGCGCCUAGUAUGAUCAGCGUCAUCUCGACGGAUCCUGACGGACGCUUAUUAUGCGAAUGUCGUGUGCGGUACUUAAGUUUCUUGGGUAUUGGUAAGAACGUUCAGCAGUGCGCAUUUAUCAUGCAUACCGCUCAGGACAAAUUUGUAGCCCAUGUAUUUUACUGCGAGCCAACAAGCGGACCAUUGUGCAAGACGAUAGAGGCUGCGUGCAAGCUGCGAUACCAAAAAUGUUUGGAUGCUCAUCCAGAAGGCGGAGGUCGCUACUCGGCUGAUUCGCAAACGCCUGGUAAAGGAAUUGGUGCGACUUUAAAAAACUUGAUGAGCUCGUUCUCGCUUAAAAAGGAUAAGGUCAGCUCCUGA